Cladophialophora immunda is the source of this 1179-nucleotide messenger RNA. RefSeq names its product chlorophyll synthesis pathway protein BchC. Gene Ontology annotation, biological process: butanediol biosynthetic process. Gene Ontology annotation, molecular function: (R,R)-butanediol dehydrogenase activity; zinc ion binding. Bases 1 to 1179 code for a protein of 392 amino acids. The record is from RefSeq and is a predicted model, not a curated record. The transcript is spliced from 5 exons. NCBI's taxonomy places the organism in Eukaryota, Fungi, Ascomycota, Eurotiomycetes, Chaetothyriales, Herpotrichiellaceae. Gene Ontology annotation, cellular component: cytoplasm.
AUGGAAGCCAUCCGAUAUCACGGUCAAAAAGACAUCCGUCUAGAUCGAGUCGAUGUCCCGAUCUGCGGGAGCAACCAAGUCAAAGUGUGCCCUCUGCCCACCGUAUUGUCCAUAUACGGCCGGCCUACGUUGGGAUUUGUGGAUCAGGUAGGUCAAGACUCAAAGCCCCCGUUGAGGAAAGGCAACUCCCAGUCAGAAUACCAGUCUCAAGUGAACGUUCUCCAUACAGAUCUUCACGAAUACCUCGACGGGCCUGCAUUUUUUCCCACCAAGCCACACCCUUUGACUGGAGAGAAGCUGCCCAUCAUUCUCGGGCAUGAAUUUAGUGGAACCGUGGUUGAGGUAGGAACCGAUGUCAACGACAUUCAUGUCGGCCAGAAUGUGGCAGUCUUGCCUCCCUUCUAUGACCAUACUUGUGGAGCUUGUGUGAAAGGCAUGUUGAACUGCUGUGAGUCCAUUGGUGCUAUUGGCUGUAGUGGAAGGGGAGGAGGGUUGGCCGAGUAUAUUGUCACGGAGCGCAAGGCUGCUUAUACUCUCCCAGACUCGGUCUCACUGGCAGUAGGAGCACUUGUCGAGCCCCUCUCCGUAGCAUGGCAUGCUAUCGACACAGCCAUGUUCCAACCAGGUCAGUCAGUCCUGAUCAUGGGCGCAGGCCCUAUUGGCAUCGGUCUCAUCCAGUGCCUUCGGGCCCGGGGCUGUGAGAAGAUCAUCAUUUCGGAGAUAUCUCGUCAGAGGAAAACCAUGGCGCAGGAAUUUGGGGCACACUACGUGUUGGACCCGACGCAAGAAGAUGUCGUGCCUCGAACCCGCGAAAUCUGCGAUGGCCAAGGCGCAGAUAUCGUGUUCGAUGCCGCCGGCGUGCAGAGCUGCCUUGACCAAGCCAUUCAGGCACUUCGAGCCCGAGGGACUCUGGUCAAUGUUGCUCUGUGGGAGAAGCCGCCAACAAUCGAUGCGAACAGUCUGUUGUUCCGAGAGAAGGUCUACAAGGGAACAUUUGGCUAUCUUCCGGAUGAUUUCCAGGCCGUGAUUGAUGCGAUUGCCUCGAAGCAACUCAAUCCCGAGAGGAUGAUUACAGGUCGAGUUGGGCUUCAUGAGGUGGAGGAAAAGGCGUUCAAGGCGCUGAUUCAGGGCAAGGACAAGCACACCAAAAUAUUAGUGGAGGUCAACCGAGAACACUAG